Molecule: messenger RNA, 1026 nt
Organism: Daldinia loculata
Lineage: Eukaryota; Fungi; Ascomycota; Sordariomycetes; Xylariales; Hypoxylaceae
Exons: 2
Coding region: 212-907 (231 amino acids)
Source: RefSeq, a predicted model, not a curated record
UUCAAUCUUGAAUUCGUAUCAUCCAAUGCAUCAAAAUCCCCUUGUUCUCCUAAGGAGUAGAUCGAUGAAGCUUGAAACGCCAAGAGGUUGCACGUCCACACUGCCUCGCAUCACAUCUUGGCGACGUCUCAAGCUGAAGACUUACGAGAUGAAUAGAUCUUCAAGAAUUUCUUCUGCUCCUCAAUUAACGUAGCGAACAGGAAAAACCACGAUGGAAAUACGGCGAGGCCCCACGAUAACGUUCCUUAACCUCGGGCUGUUAUGGCUGGCAACAUCUUCAUUGGGCCAAAGGAUACGGGUCGAGGAACCGAUUCGCCCUCUCGUAAUGGACGGGGCAACGAAAACGAGCGAGACAGACUACCUACCCGAGAAGGCAAUAGUAGAACAGGUCGUCGAAUCAAGCAUCCCGCAAGUCUCCGACGUACCGCAAAUCUCAGGAAUUCCACAAGUAGAUGUGAAUCAACCUAACGGCACCACAACCGGUAGUCAAGCGCAGCCAACCGAGCCCGUGGUUCCAAUAUCCGUGUUGUUAUUCUCAGGACCACCUGGCCCGAAAGACUGUCGCGGUACAGUAAUGACGAACAUCCAGCUGCCCAAACCUGGAUUACAACACUCAACUCCGAAAUGUUAUAACGUACCUGGGGUAGCACAAUGUGGGACCUUCAUUGCGAAUAUGGAUGAUGGGUGCCAGGCACGCUUGUUCAACGAGCCCAACUGUCUGACGUUUGCCAACCUAGCCGUAUUUACUCCGGAGCAGAGAGCCGUCGGUGGAUUACUGAGGAGUAUUGAGAUUACGUGUGGAAUCGAGGGCGUGACACCGCCACCGUUAAAUCUUCCCGGUCUUAAAUUACCGCCAAACGCUCAACAGGCCGGUGGAAGUGAGCAUGGCUAUCGGUCUACGCCAUAAUAAAAGACAAAGAACCCACGCAAACCGGUCCGUAAAGGAUUGCGAGUACCCGGUAGGUACCUAUGUUGCAGAGAUGGAUCAUUGUUUGCGGCUCAUUGGCGAAAUCCGGAGAAGUUCUC